CAGCUGCAGUGUCGUGCGGUCACUCUAUUUUAAUAGUUAGUAAUAAACGAAAGUAGUGAUUUUCACAGAAAAGCAGUUGAUUUAAUUAUAAGCACCAUUGCGAAACACACUUUUAAUUUAGUUUAGCUUUAAACCACAUCGAUCUGGCAACAGAUUGACACUUUAAAUUCCAAAACUGGAACUCUGAUUCGCCAAGAUUCCGGCCACAGCUCCCAGGACGAGAGCCGCCAAACGACGUCACCUGGACAGCAGCAGCAGCAGCAGAAGCAGCCAUCCCCCGUCGCCACCUAGGGUCACCGCCUCCUCCAGCCCAGCGCCACUGCAGGCACAGCAUCCUCCAGUGGGAGAAGGCAGAAGGCCGUUGCCGCCACCCACCGCCAACAUGAACCGCUCCAGCAAUGCCCAGACCACACAGAAGCUCGUCAACCUGGACGACAUCUGGAGCGAGCUGGUCGAGGGCAUCCUGCAGGUGUUCGAGCACGAGAAGUCCCUCACCCGCAGCCAGUACAUGAGGUUCUACACCCAUGUGUACGACUACUGCACCAGCGUGAACGCGGCGCCCAGCGGACGGAGCAGCGGGAAGACCGGCGGAGCCCAGCUGGUGGGCAAGAAGCUGUACGACCGGCUGGAGCAGUUCCUCAAGUCCUACCUGAGCGAGCUGCUGGUCAAGUUCAAGGCCAUCAGCGGCGAGGAGGUGCUCCUCUCGCGGUACACCAAGCAGUGGAAGUCCUACCAGUUCUCCAGCACCGUCCUCGACGGCAUCUGUAACUACCUGAACCGCAACUGGGUGAAGCGCGAGUGCGAGGAGGGCCAGAAGGGCAUCUACAAGAUCUACCGCCUGGCCCUGGUCGCCUGGAAGGGACACCUGUUCCAGGUGCUCAACGAGCCGGUCACCAAGGCGGUGCUCAAGUCCAUCGAGGAGGAGCGCCAGGGCAAGCUCAUCAACCGGUCGCUGGUGCGCGACGUCAUCGAGUGCUACGUGGAGCUCAGCUUCAACGAGGAGGACGCCGACGCCGAGCAGCAGAAGCUGUCCGUCUACAAGGACAACUUCGAGAGCAAGUUCAUCGCCGACACCUACGCCUUCUACGAGAAGGAGUCGGACGCGUUCCUGUCCACGAACACGGUCACGGAGUAUCUGAAGCACGUGGAGAACAGGCUGGAGGAGGAGACACAGCGCGUGCGCGGCUUCAACUCGAAAAACGGACUCUCCUAUCUGCACGAGACCACGGCGGAUGCGCUCAAGUCCACAUGCGAACAGGUUCUGAUCGAAAAACAUCUGAAAAUAUUCCAUACCGAGUUUCAGAAUCUGCUGAACGCAGACCGAAACGACGAUCUUAAGCGGAUGUACUCGCUGGUGGCCCUCUCGCCCAAAAACCUGACAGAUCUCAAGUCGAUCCUUGAGAACCACAUACUCCACCAGGGCACCGAGGCCAUUGCCAAGUGCUGCACCACCGACGCGGCCAACGAUCCCAAGACGUACGUCCAGACCAUCCUGGACGUGCACAAGAAGUACAACGCCCUCGUCCUGACGGCGUUCAACAAUGACAACGGCUUCGUGGCCGCCUUGGACAAGGCCUGCGGCAAGUUCAUCAACUCGAACGUGGUUACGAUCGCCAACAGUGCCAGCAAAUCGCCCGAGCUGCUGGCCAAGUACUGCGACCUGCUGCUGAAGAAGUCGUCCAAGAAUCCCGAGGACAAGGAGCUCGAGGACAAUCUGAACCAGGUGAUGGUCGUUUUCAAGUACAUCGAGGAUAAGGACGUCUUCCAAAAAUACUACUCCAAGAUGCUCGCCAAGCGCCUGGUCAACCACACAUCGGCUUCGGACGACGCCGAGGCCAUGAUGAUCUCCAAGCUGAAGCAGACGUGUGGCUACGAGUACACCGUCAAGCUGCAGCGCAUGUUCCAGGACAUCGGCGUCUCGAAGGACCUGAACUCCAACUUCAAGCAGUACCUGGCCGACAAGAACGUGACCAUGGAAAUUGACUUCGGCAUCGAGGUUCUGUCCUCGGGCUCCUGGCCCUUCCAGCUGAGCAACACCUUCCUGCUUCCCUCCGAGCUGGAGCGUUCGGUGCGACAGUUCAACGAGUUCUACGCCGCCCGCCACUCGGGUCGCAAGCUCAACUGGCUGUACCAGAUGUGCAAGGGCGAGCUGAUCAUGAACGUCAACCGCAACAACUCCUCCACCUAUACCCUGCAAGCCAGCACCUUCCAGAUGUCGGUGCUGCUGCAGUUCAACGAUCAGCUCAGCUUCACAGUCCAACAGCUGCUGGACAACACGCAGACCCAGCAGGAGAACUUGAUUCAGGUACUGCAAAUACUGCUCAAGGCGAAGGUGCUGACCUCCAGCGACAACGAGAACUCGCUGACGCCCGAGUCGACGGUGGAGCUGUUCCUGGACUACAAGAACAAGAAGCGCCGCAUCAACAUCAACCAGCCGCUGAAGACUGAACUUAAGGUGGAGCAGGAGACUGUACAUAAGCACAUAGAGGAGGACCGAAAAUUGCUGAUCCAGGCGGCGAUCGUACGCAUUAUGAAGAUGCGCAAGCGACUCAACCACACCAAUCUCAUUUCGGAGGUGCUUAACCAGCUGUCGACGCGCUUCAAGCCCAAGGUGCCCGUGAUCAAGAAGUGCAUAGACAUCCUGAUCGAGAAGGAGUAUCUGGAGCGUAUGGAGGGACACAAAGACACAUAUAGUUAUCUCGCCUAAGUUUAUGUUAAAUGUACAACCUUCGCUGUUUCAUCUAUGCCAGCCAUUAAAAUAUCAUCAAUAUACUUAGAGAUCCGCUCCACCUCCUCCCCAGCCCGAAAUAAACUGCCGCCGAAACAUUCGAACUGUUCGCGAGCUAAAAAUACUCCAUGCUUGGCAUUUAUAUGUGCAAUUCUCGCCAACUUCAUCUUCCGUCACCCGACGACACAUCAUGCAAAAGAAACGGCCAGCAGAAGGGAGCAAUGUAGCCCAUAGACAAGGCCUCUGCAGAACCCGAUUCAAAAUUUGCAGGGGCUGUUCGGUAUAAAUAUGUAGCGAUUUUCUUUAUUACCCAUUGUUCGGUCACGUUUUGUUUUAACUAGUUUACGUUACUCAUAAUUCGCUGUAUGCAUAUACAAUUAUUAUAAUACUACGAAGCAAACAAGUGUUAAGUUCAUAAAUCGAUGUAUGUACGUUUA
This is a messenger RNA of Drosophila takahashii, 3165 nucleotides long. RefSeq names its product cullin 1 (gene Cul1). The record is from RefSeq and is a predicted model, not a curated record. Gene Ontology annotation, biological process: SCF-dependent proteasomal ubiquitin-dependent protein catabolic process; protein ubiquitination. Gene Ontology annotation, molecular function: protein-macromolecule adaptor activity; ubiquitin protein ligase binding. Gene Ontology annotation, cellular component: SCF ubiquitin ligase complex. Lineage: Eukaryota; Metazoa; Arthropoda; Insecta; Diptera; Drosophilidae.